GUUGCCAGGUUGCCGGUUGGUGUGUAAACAACGUGGUUCUAAGUUCUAACCUUAUUAAUUCCAUUAAUGUAUUUCAAGAUGUUUAGAUGUUUAAUUGCUUACAGAAGAGUGACAACAAAAUAAUUUUAAUACUAGACUAACGUUAUCAUCAGAUAACCAGCUUCGUUUUUCCAUAGAGAUCAUUAGGCAAAGUCUUCAUUCUGAAAUGGAGUUUGGAAAGGAAAUUGCGGUCACCAGUUGCCUAAACGAUGCUGUCGUGAGUGUGUACGCGUGGGAUGUGCACACUGGGGCUACUCUAACAACAUAUCGUGGUGACUGCGCGGUGGUACCGCUGGGUUUGAGUCUGCUGUCCGAGCAGUAUGUCGUAGCAGCACUGCAGGACAAGCCAUUCCUGCGAGUCUGGCCAGUCAACAGUCAGCAUUGCCUCGGCUCUGUUAGACUGGUAUGCCCUGGUAGAGUUACCCAUGCUCAGACCAGCCCUGACGGAUGUUACAUCGCUCUUACUGUAGCAGACAAACUCCAUGUCUAUCAGGUAGCCAGUGGUAGACUGAUAGGCUCAGGAGCCCGGCACUUCCAGUCUAUCAAGGUAGUGAGAUGGUCGAGAGAUGCUACAGAGGUGGUGUGUGGAGGGGAGGACGGACUUGUCACUGUUUGGCCUCUGUCAGCCUUCACCUCGGCCUCUACACAGCCUCGCCUAGUGCUCAGCGACCAUACUCUGGCUGUCACAGACCUCACGACCACCAACGGCAGUCGGCCCAGGCUGGUGACAGUCUCGGCUGAUCACACUUGCAAGAUCUAUGACUUGAGGGAGGGAUCACUCCUGCUGUCCGUGGUGUUUGACAAGACACUGACCGCAGUAGCUGCCUCUGCGCUGGAGACUGAGGUGUUUGUAGGGACAGAGAGUGGCGCCAUCCUGCGGUUCAGUUUGUUGUCUCCCCCACGCCAACUGGAGUACCACAUGGGAGCCGAGGAAGCUGCGCCGGUGUACACAGGUCACACCAAGGCUGUGCGUAGUCUCAAUGUGUCGUCUGCUGGCACACUGCUCAUGUCUGGGUCAGCUGACGGGACAGUCAAGCUGUGGCCAAUCGGAGGGAAGAGCCAACAGUGCAUCCGGACAUUCACACACAAAGGCCCUGUCACCAAUGCGUUCUUUGCUCCAAAACCGAGGCAGAUGUUUGACAACGAACUGAAGCCGACUGUUGUGUUGAACUCGUUUCAGACGGCCAACAGUGAUAAAUCAGACUGUAUCGAGGUGAUUACUACGCGAAGGUUGACUUUGUGUGAUGAUGAAACUUACGAGUAUUCACUACCCGGAGUUACUUCAUCUGUGGGAACAAGCUCUGUGUGUGAUGAAACAGUUAAGUCAUUGCAAACGGAAAUCGAUCUUCUGAAGUCGGUUAAUUUGAAUCUUUACAAGUUUACUGUUGAUAAGAUAAUAUCUGGAAAUACAUUCAAACCUCAUGUUCCUAAAGUAGUCAAAGUUGAACCGCUAAAAGUGAAAAGUAAAUCCAAGAAAAAUAAAAAGAAGAAUGCAAAGAAACCUGUUGUACAACCAACUGAUCCAAGUAUUAAUCAUAAUUCCAUCAUUGUACCUAUGAACGAUGAACCGACUCCGAAGAAAAAAAAUAAAAGGAAAAAUAGGUAUAAAAAUUUUAACAAGUCUGAUUAAAACUAAUUAGUUAUUAAUAAAACCUAAAGAGAAAACAGUUUAA
Molecule: messenger RNA, 1712 nt
Organism: Macrosteles quadrilineatus (aster leafhopper)
Lineage: Eukaryota; Metazoa; Arthropoda; Insecta; Hemiptera; Cicadellidae
Product: WD repeat-containing protein 18
Exons: 5
Coding region: 206-1669 (487 amino acids)
Biological process (GO): rRNA processing; DNA-templated DNA replication
Cellular component (GO): nuclear pre-replicative complex
Molecular function (GO): protein binding
Source: RefSeq, a predicted model, not a curated record